AUGGCGUCCGAGCUUGAGAAGCUCAUUUCCCGGCUGGACCGGCUCAAUGAGGAGCUGGAGCCGGAGUCGGUUAAGCAGAACCGCCUGGCCAAGGAGGCGACCACCAUGGCCAAGAACAGCAGUGCCAAUGAUGACUUCAGCAAGCAGAAGAGCAAGGUCUCCUCGCUGAUCCGCGACACGCGUCAUCAACUGAAAAAGCGCUCGGACCUCAUGGAGAAGGUCUCCAGCAAGGGCCCCUCCUCGCGGGGGCGCGACAAUGCAACCAUCUCCCAGAUGGGCGCCGCCAUCCGGAAGUCCAUUCGUGAGGUGUACAACGCCAUCACGGAUUUGGAGCAGCUCCUGCCGCCGCAGGUGGCCGAGACCCACCGCGAUUACGCCUUCUUUGCCACGCGCUUGCGGAUAGUCGAGCUGGCGCGUGCCCACGCCAAGGAGCUGGAGGCGCUCGAGCGAGGAAACACGACCAGCACCUCGGCGCAGAAUGAGCUGACCUCUGGGGCAUCGCCGCUUGGAUCCUUCGGUGUAUCGGCCUUCGGGCAGCCGGAGCGCUCAGGCCCCGCCGACCCGACGGUGUCCAAGUUGGAAGACCUGGAUGACAUUUCGGAUGACAUUGCCCGCGUGCGCGAGCGCGAGAAAGACAUUGAGCGCGAUAUCGAGCUCAUCGCCGAGGGUGUGCAGGCACUUCGGUCGGCGGCGGAGGACAUCGGCGACAUUGUCACCCAGCAGAACCGCAUGAUCGAGCAGGUUGAUGCCAAGGCCGAGCAGGCCAACCUCCGUCUGCAGACGCUCAAUGGCCGGAUGAAUGACACGGUCAAGGGGAUGAUGAAGGGCGACAAGUUCAUUGUCACCUUCAUCCUGGUGGCGGUUCUGCUGGCUCUGAUUGCCUUCAUGUCCAGCUACUUCUGA
Fonticula alba is the source of this 903-nucleotide messenger RNA. RefSeq lists its product as hypothetical. Lineage: Eukaryota; Rotosphaerida; Fonticulaceae. Bases 1 to 903 code for a protein of 300 amino acids. The transcript has 5 exons. The record is from RefSeq and is a predicted model, not a curated record.